Molecule: messenger RNA, 2561 nt
Organism: Sceloporus undulatus (fence lizard)
Lineage: Eukaryota; Metazoa; Chordata; Lepidosauria; Squamata; Phrynosomatidae
Gene: RNPEP
Product: arginyl aminopeptidase
Exons: 11
Coding region: 196-2091 (631 amino acids)
Biological process (GO): proteolysis
Molecular function (GO): zinc ion binding; metalloaminopeptidase activity
Source: RefSeq, a predicted model, not a curated record
AGGCAAUAAAAGUGGAAGAGCAGCACUAUAAGUGUAGUGCGAUAAAUAUGGGAAGGCCUUGGCCCUUGGGUUGGCUGUAAUGGUGGCUCCGCCUGAGGAAGGCUGGGCCUUUUAGCCAAGAAGCCCUUCGGCCUCGUCGUUGUCUCCUAGACAGUCCUCCUCAGUCUUAAGCCUCCCCUCCUCAGAGGCCUCAAAAUGGCGGCGUCGGGGCGCCUGGAUCCGGCCUCGGCGUGCAGCGCGGACUCCUUCCAGCUCCGCCACCUCCACCUGGACCUCCGCGUGGAGUUCGGGCCCAGGGCCGGCUCUGGGUCAUUACGAGGCUCGGUCCGGCUGGAGCUGACCUGCUUAAAGGACCAAGCCAGCCAGCUCCUCCUGGACUCCCAUCCCAGCCUGGAAGUGGAGGGAGCCUCCAUCCCUUCUGGAGGAGGAGGAGGAGCAUCAGGAGGGAGCCCCCUCGCCUUCCAGGAGGCCCCCUUCGCCAGCUACGGCUCCGCCCUGAGCCUGGCUUUGCCCGAACCGGUGGCCGCGGGGGACUCCCUGGUGGUGGAGGUGGCCUACCGAGGCGGAGAGGGGCCUGGGGUGUGUUGGCUUACUCCUGAGCAGACAGCAGGGAAGCAGAGGCCCUAUAUGUAUACUCAAGGCCAGGCUGUCCUGAAUAGGUCCUUUUUCCCUUGCUUUGACACCCCUGCAGUUAAAAGUACAUUCUCGGCUGUUAUAAAGGUACCUGAUGGUUUCACAGCUGUGAUGAGUGCAAUUACACAAGAAAAGCAGAAGGACAACACUUUCUUCUUCAAGAUGCCUCAGCCCAUUCCAUCCUAUUUGAUUGCCUUGGUUGUUGGUGACAUUGUUUCAGCUAAAGUGGGACCUAGGAGUCAUGUAUGGGCUGAGCCCUGCCUGAUUGAGGCUGCAAAAAAAGAAUAUGAUGGUGUGAUUGAAGAGUUUCUUACUACUGGAGAGAAGCUUUUUGGACCAUAUGUCUGGGAAAGGUAUGAUGUUCUGUUUAUGCCCCCCUCAUUUCCUUUUGGGGGGAUGGAGAACCCCUGUAUCACCUUUGUGACCCCAUGCCUCUUGGCUGGUGAUCGUUCCCUGGCAGAUGUCAUCAUCCAUGAGAUCUCGCACAGCUGGUUUGGGAAUCUAGUCACCAAUGCCCAUUGGGGGGAGUUCUGGCUGAAUGAAGGCUUCACCAUGUAUGCACAAAGGAGGAUCACCACAGAACUGUAUGGUGCUGCUUACACCUGCUUGGAAGCCGCUACAGGAAGGGCUUUGCUUCGUCAGCAUAUGGACAACACUGGGGAAGAUCAUCCUCUCAACAAACUCAGGGUGACAAUAGAACCAGGUGUUGAUCCUGAGGACACAUAUAAUGAAACACCCUAUGAGAAGGGCUACUGCUUUGUUUCCUACCUUGCCCACUUGGUUGGGGAACAGAGCAAGUUUGAUGCAUUCUUACAGGCUUAUGUGAAUCACUUCAAGUUUCAGAGCAUCACAGCUGAUGAGGCUCUGGAAUUCUACCUGAAGUAUUUCCCAGAUUUGAAGAAGCAAGGAGUGGAUAUCAUUCCAGGUUUUGAGUUUGAUCGGUGGCUGAACACUCCAGGCUGGCCCCCAUACCUUCCUGAUCUUUCACCUGGAGAGGAGCUGAUGAAGCCAGCUGAGAAACUGGCAGAGCUCUGGGCAUCUUCUGACCAUGACAUGAAGGCAAUUAAAGCGGUAGAUAUAUCUGCUUGGAAAACAUACCAGUUGGUCUACUUCCUGGAUAAGAUCUUGCAGAAAUCCCCUUUGCCAGAUGGGAACAUUGAGAAGAUGAGUACCAUGUACCCCAAAAUCUCCAAAGCAGAGAAUGCAGAGCUGCGUCUUCGUUGGUGCCAGAUCCUUCUAAAGAAUAAUCAUGAGGCUGAGUUUGGCAAAGUGAAAAACUUCCUUCAGAGCCAGGGGAAGCAGAAGUACACCCUUCCCAUAUACCGGGCUAUGGUGAAUGGUUCAGAGACUGCUCGAGCACUGGCUGUGGAAGCAUUUUCUGCCACUGCUCCUCAACUCCAUGUGAACGUCCAGAACUAUGUCAAAAAGAUCUUGGGAUUGAAGACAAAAGAAAGCUAAGAGGAAAAAUACAAAGCCAAAGAACUCUAUUGUUUGAGCUUCAGCAGACGAAUGUGUAACGUGGUGGUGAGGCUAGCUGUCAAAUGCUAUUUCCAAGCUUCAUGGGGUCAUGUCCUGCAGUCUCUGCGGUCCACCCUUUUCCUCAGGAAUUGGAUUAAAAUGCUGGAAAUUUCUGGGCUCUCUCAGAAAGUGUUUCUUCUUCAUGGAUAACUUGAUGGUUAUUUCCCUUCUUUUUUAAAAUUCUGUAAAGAUAAAUGUAACAUUAUAUGCACAAUAUUUUGAUGCGUAUGUUUCCAAUACAUCAAAGUAAAUUAAACCCAUUAAUACCACUUUAGUUGUUUUCAGUAAAAACAGCUACUGAUUGUUACAGAAGCUGUUGCAUUUUUAUCUGUCUCUCUUAGCCUGCAAAUAACACUCUCACUGUACUCCCCCAUCCUUGUGUAAUUAUUAAAUUAUUAGUUGAAUCCUUA